Messenger RNA from Plasmodium malariae, 1161 nucleotides. Its product is annotated as conserved Plasmodium protein, unknown function. NCBI's taxonomy places the organism in Eukaryota, Apicomplexa, Aconoidasida, Haemosporida, Plasmodiidae. The record is from RefSeq and is a predicted model, not a curated record. The coding region runs from base 1 to 1161 and encodes 386 amino acids. The transcript is spliced from 4 exons.
AUGGGAAAUAUAGUAAGUGAGCAGAAAAGAAAGCCAUUGACCUUGCUGGAAUUAAGCACAAAAAUUGGAGAGUACAGAACCAUAAAUGAGGGAGACCCGGAAAUGGUAGAAGAUCCUGAUUUCCCUAAGAAUAUGAUGAACGAAGCAUUAAAUAAUAAUACUACGAUCGAUGGGAACUCUGUUCAGGGUACCUUUGUGUAUUACCCUAAUAAACGAAAACCUAAAAUGUGGAUAGGGAAUUAUAAGAUAUUAAACCCUGAAGAUAUUCUAUGUGCAAAUGUAGCAGAAAAAAUUGGAAUGACUGAAAUGGAAUGGAAGAAUUACAUUAAAAGGAAAAAAAGAGAACAGGAGGAUGAAAGUAAAGUAGUAGUAGAUCUUAAUUUUGAUUACCCUUUCAGAGAAGAAACAAAUUCAUUAAAAGAAAUUUUUAAGAAAGAAAAUAUCGAAUUUCCUUACAGAAAAAAUGAUAAUCUAGUACAACGUAGUGAUAGCGAAUUUAUAGGAAAUUCUCUACAUGUUAAUGAGGAAUAUGAAAAGCUAAAUGAUCAUGAUUCGUAUGUAUAUUCUCAUAAUAAGAAUUGCGUUACGAGUGGACAUGGGUUUUUUGAAGAUGUAUAUUAUGACAUGACUAGUGAAAAUGAGGGAGGAGAGGGAGAAGAAGUGAAAGAGAAAUACAUGAAAAAGGAGAAAGAAGUGAAAGAAGAGAAAUACAUGAAAAAGGAGAAAAACGAGAAAGAUGCAAAAGAACGAGUAGAGGAUAAGAACGAACUAUUGAACAACAGCUAUAUUAACAAAUUAAACAAGGAUAUUACAAAAUUCAACUUGGAACAAGAACAGAUUAUUCAGGAGAAACGUAAAGAUAUAUAUGCAUAUUCUAGCACUAACACAAGUCAUUUGAUUGUACCUCAAAAGAAUGGGUCUUUUUUAAUGAAAAAUGUAGACUCAAGAAAAUAUGAUAAAAAAAAUAUUAUUGAGGAAUUAAUAAAUGAAAACAAAAAUAAAAUAAACUCCAAAAUAUAUUCUCUAAAACAAAAAAAAAGAGAGCAGUAUGCAAACUUGUCUUCCCUUAGCACAAAGGAAAGUUUAGAGAUAAAGAAAUCUAGUAAUAAGGACAACAUAUCAAAAAAUAAGGUUUACCGUAGUAAAACUCUUGUAAAAUAA